GGCGCGGGGGGCGGGAUGCGGCGCCCGGGGCAGCGAUGACCGCGGCGCGCUGCUCCCGGGCCCGGCUCUGACUCCGUCGCCUGCCGCUCAGCCCCGCGCCGACCCCCGUCGAGGUCCGACUGGCGAGAUGACGCGGAGCCCCGCGCUGCUGCUGCUGCUGCCGCCGUUGCUCCUGGGGGCCCUCCCGUCGGCCGAGGCGGCGCGAGGACCCCCAAGAAUGGCAGACAAGGUGGUCCCACGGCAGGUGGCCCGCCUGGGUCGCACUGUGAGGCUGCAGUGCCCGGUGGAGGGGGACCCACCACCAUUGACCAUGUGGACCAAAGAUGGCCGCACAAUCCACAGUGGCUGGAGCCGCUUCCGUGUGCUGCCCCAGGGGCUGAAGGUGAAGGAGGUGGAGGCCGAGGAUGCGGGCGUCUACGUGUGCAAGGCCACCAACGGCUUUGGCAGUCUCAGCGUUAACUACACUCUCAUCAUUAUGGAUGAUGUCAGCCCGGGGAAGGAGAGCCCCGGGCCAGGUGGCUCUUCUGGGGGCCGGGAGGACGCAGCCAGCCAGCAGUGGGCACGGCCUCGCUUCACGCAGCCCUCCAAGAUGAGGCGCCGAGUGAUCGCUCGGCCCGUGGGCAGCUCUGUGCGGCUCAAAUGUGUGGCCAGUGGGCACCCACGGCCAGAUAUUAUGUGGAUGAAGGAUGACCAGACCCUGACACGUCCAGAGGCCAGCGAGCACAGGAAGAAGAAGUGGACGCUGAGCUUGAAAAACCUGAAGCCCGAAGACAGCGGCAAGUACACGUGCCGUGUGUCCAACCGGGCAGGCGCCAUCAACGCCACUUACAAAGUGGAUGUAAUCCAGCGCACUCGCUCCAAGCCCGUGCUCACGGGGACACACCCUGUGAACACAACAGUGGACUUCGGGGGGACCACAUCGUUCCAGUGCAGGGUGCGCAGCGACGUGAAGCCUGUGAUCCAGUGGCUCAAGCGGGUGGAGUACGGCUCUGAAGGCCGCCACAACUCCACCAUUGACGUGGGUGGCCAAAAGUUUGUGGUGUUGCCCACCGGUGACGUGUGGUCACGGCCUGACGGCUCCUACCUCAACAAGCUGCUCAUCUCCCGGGCCCGCCAGGACGAUGCUGGCAUGUACAUCUGCCUGGGUGCCAACACCAUGGGCUACAGUUUCCGUAGUGCCUUCCUCACUGUAUUGCCAGACCCCAAACCUCCAGGGCCUCCUGUGGCUCCUUCAUCCUCAACCACAAGCCUGCCGUGGCCUGUGGUGAUCGGCAUCCCAGCUGGCGCUGUCUUCAUCCUGGGCACCGUGCUGCUCUGGCUUUGUCAGGCCAAGAAGAAGCCGUGCGCCCCUGUAUCUACACUGCCUGUGCCUGGACAGCGUCCCCCAGGGACGUCCCGAGACCGCGGUGGCGACAAGGACCUGCCCUCGCUGGCUGUGGGCCUGUGUGAGGAGCAUGGGUCCACCAUGGCCCCCCAGCACAUCCUGGCUUCUGGCUCAACCGCUGGCCCCAAGCUGUACCCCAAGCUGUACACAGAUGUGCAUACACACACGCAUCUCACACAUGCACACACACACUCUCAUGUGGAGGGCAAGGGUCAUCCGCGCCAGCAUGCCCACUCUCAGUGCUAAAUGCAGCCAAUCUCCAAGCGCUGUGCCCUGAGGUAGGCAUAUGGGGCCCAAGGCAGCAGGUUGGGAGGAUUGAGAAUAAUGGAGGA
Messenger RNA from Psammomys obesus (fat sand rat), 1716 nucleotides. It is a transcript of the gene Fgfrl1, whose product is annotated as fibroblast growth factor receptor like 1. Lineage: Eukaryota; Metazoa; Chordata; Mammalia; Rodentia; Muridae. The record is from RefSeq and is a predicted model, not a curated record. Gene Ontology annotation, molecular function: fibroblast growth factor binding; fibroblast growth factor receptor activity. Gene Ontology annotation, cellular component: plasma membrane.